UACCGUGCAGGACCUGACUAAAAACUAACAAUAAUGGAGAGAAGGAUGAAGCCUGCUCUGGAGAAAAAGAAAUUAAUAGGUUAGAGAAAGGAGGACAGCGAGGGGAGGAAGGAGGUGGCUGUGUGUGAGAGAGUUGCAGGGUACUGAGGACUGGCUAUGUGUGUCCCGGUGCUGUAUCUCUGCAAGCAACCGAAAGAGGAUGACUGGAUCACAAUUUGGAUGCGGACAGGGAGCUUUGCAUUGGGGGGACGUUGCUGUGAGGACAGCAAAUAGCUGUGACACAGUGUGCGUAUCAGAGCUGUAAUGUGGCGCGAUAUUUACUUCAUUAGAGGAUUAUAAAUUCACUGGUAUGUAGCUCACUCUGAUGUUUUGACCUCUUAAGGGUAUGUCAAAGAAAGCAGAGUUCACUGGAGAAACUAAUGAAAAUGUUUGCGUUUGUUAUGUAGCCAUGAUGCAGAGUGGAUUGUCAGUCAGGAAACACAGUGGUGGCUUGGUGCUCAGUAGCUGUAUUUAGUGAAGUGUGUGUAAAACCUUGCUAGCUGGUAUGGAUCCUCAGCAGCCUGUUUUUAGCCUGAUGAAGCGACUCUGUCCUUGCUUCAGUCUGCUGCCGCUUCCAAGUCAGGACUGGAGUAAGAGUGAUGAGAGGCUCCUGCAGGCCGUGGAGCAGAAUGAACCGGACAAAGUUAUGGCUCUUAUCGCCAAAAAAGGUCUCUGCCCUACCAAGCUGGAUGGAGAGGGCAAGUCAGCGUUCCACCUCUGUGCAUCCCGAGGGCGGCUAGACUGCCUGGAGGUCAUCAUCGCUCAGGGAGCAGACCUCAACAUCACUGAUGGAGCUGGCUUCAGUGCCCUUCAUCUCGCAGCUAAAAACGGCCAAUCGGAGUGUUUAAAGAGACUCUUGCAGGAGAGAUUAGCAGUGGAUUGCACUGACACCAUUGGCAGGACACCGCUUCAUCACGCAGCGGUCAGUGGCUGUUUGUCCUGUACAGAGACCCUGUGGGACUUUAAAGCAAGUCUGGAUGUCCUGGAUGAGGAUGGGGCCACCCCUUUGAUCCUAGCAGCACAGAUGAGCAGAGUGGAGCUUUGUGUCUUUCUGCUUGGUCGAGGUGCCGACGCAAACAUUCAAGACAACCAGGGAAGGUCUGCGUUGAUGCUGGCAUGUGAGAGUGACAGUGUUGAGACAGUAGAAGCUCUACUGAGAGGUGGGGCCAACACACAGCUGAUUGACGCUCUUGGACACAAAGCCAUGGACUACAGCGUAACCACUGGCAACCAAGGCAUCAUGCAUAUGUUGGAGAAUGGAGCACCUCCAGCUGCUGAGGGCGCAGGCGAGGAGAUCCAGGCUUUGCCCCCAUCCCCAAGGCCCAGGAGUCCAGCUCCACCUGCCCAGUCCCCCAGGCUCCAGUCCCAGUCGCCUUCUCCACAGCCUCUUGAAACACAGCAACCAGCCCAGCCAGAGGAUGAAGAGGUGUUUGAGGAAAUACGACGGCUGCGGCUUGAAAGAGGCCGUCUGCUUCAGAAGAUCAAAGCCUUGGAGCAGCAGCAACAGAGCGCCCUCUCUGCCCUGGAGGAGUUGUCCACACUAAAACAGCGUCUAGAGGAGGCAGAAGCAGAGAGAGACAAUCUCCUCAAGGAGCUGAAGGGAUACAAUGGCAUUGGGACCAGUGACUCUGAGGACAUGGAUGAAAUGUUGGACUUCCCAGAGAAGCUGCUCUCCAAGCGCUCAAGAGCCUCUGCUUCCCCAGAUGAGGCCACUUGUGAGGAGGACACUGACUCGGCCCACCCCUCUCUAGCCCCUGCAGACCCAAAGAUUGUUGCUGAACUGCGCAAUCAAAUAGAGGAACUUACCUCACAGAACUCUGAGCUAGUUCUCAAAGUGCAGAUGCUGGAGAUGUUUGAGAAGGAUGACACAGACAUGUUGACCUCCAGCUCGGACUUUGUGCCCCUGGUCCAGUACGAGACCCUGAGGAAGGAGUUUGAAGCUCUUCAGGAGCGUCUCUCUCAGACCCAGGCUUCAGAAGAAUUGUCCAGUGUGGCUGAGGAGUGUGCUGAUGAGAAGUCUCAGAUAGGGAGUUCAGAUGCAGAGAGUAUCAAAGCUUUGAAGGAGAAGCUGCGAGGCCUUAUGGAGCAAUUGGCGUCCUCCCAGUCAGAGCUGGAGGAGCUGAAGGAGCAGAUGCGCCUUGGGGUGCUUUCAGUGGAGUGUGGUGAGAGGGAUACUGAGGUGGCAGGUGGUGGGACUGAAGUCGUGUCUGGGGCUGCAGAGGAGGGUCCCAGCCAAGAGGCACAGCAGCUGAGAGCGAGGGUGACGGAGCUAGAGGAGGAGCUAGCUAAGGGACGGGGCGAGGCAAUGGUCCAGAGCAGCCAGGACAGUGACACAAUCAAACAGCUGAUGGAGAAAGUGAAGGAACUCCAUGCUGCUCUGGCCCAGAAACAAUCUACAGGGAAAAACGAGAGAGACGGCGAAGAAGAAGAGACUGAAACAUUGAAGCUCCUCCGAGCAAAAUUGGAUGACCUGGAGGCAAACCUGGCAGAUAGUAGGACGUCAGCAAAAGAAGGAGGAACGGCAGGAGAAGGAGAUCGGGUCCGACGUCUACAGGAGCGUGUGGCAGAGCUGGAGGGGCAGCUGAGAAAGAGUGUGCCCCGCUCCGAGUUGGAGGAGGUGCAGGUGACUCUGGGGCUCCAGUGUGAGCAGCUUGCCAGGGAACGGGCGGAGGUUGCUAGAAGGCUCAACGUUGCUCUCAUUGAUCUGGAGAGACUCAGGCCUCCAAGAACAGAGGAGGAAGAAGAGGAAGAGGAGGAGGAGCAUUCAGAGAGCUCGGAGCCCUCAGUUAUAACAGAUCCCUCCAGACGUUCUCUGGCAGCUGUAAGAGAGGAACUGGAGGUGGCGAGGCAGGAAGCGUCCCAGGCCCUUGACUGCCUGUGUGCUGAGCGAGAGGGUCGGGCACAGGAUGCCCUACAGUUGAAAGACGCAGUGCCUCUGUCAAAGCAUAAGGAGGCGCUGUCUGCAGUUUCAGAGCAGCUGGCUCAGACUUUGCAGGAGCUCCAGGAGGAGAAGACCCUGCGUAGUCAGGCUGAGGAGCAGGCUGCAGGACUCGAGGCCAAACUGGAGGUCAUGCAGGAUGCUGUACCUAAAGGGGAGCACGAGAAAAUCAAGGCAGAGCUCCAGCACUCCCUGCAGGCCAGUGAGAGCAGUGCAGCAGCAGCUCAGGAGGCUCUGAGUGAUAAGGAGAUGGAGCUGCGAGAGCUGAAGUCCCAAAAGGCUGCAGAACAGGGUCUGAUCUCUAAGGAGGACCAUGAAGCUCAGCGGCUCUCUUUGCAGGCUGAAAUCAACGCCAUCACGGCCCGUUUCAACGAUCUCACUCGCAAACAUGAAAAAACCUGCACUGAGGUGUUCCAGGUGCAACGGGAUGCUCUCUUUAACAAAAGUGAGCGGCAGGUUGCAGAGUCCCAGCUGGCCACAGUGCAGCAGCAGCUAGCCGAGUUACAGGCCAAAUCCAGCCACAUCCAGGAGCUCCACAAGGACAUCCAGGAAUCCCAGGGCCUGGUCAAGGAGAAGGACCGCAAGAUAACGGAGCUGUCUAAGGAGGUGUUUCGACUAAAGGAGGCCCUGGGAGCUCUGUCACCUCCUCUGGGCAUCACCUCCUCCUCCUCAUCCACUCAUCAUGGGAACCCAGGGCAGCAAGUGGCUUGGCAGAACAGGAUUGCCAUACUCACACAGCAGCUACAGGACUGGGAGAGAAAGCAUAAACAGGUGGUGGCUAUAUACCGCUCCCAUUUAUUGGCAGCUGUCCAGGGCCGAAUGGAUGAUGAGGUGCAGGGCCUACUACUCCAAAUCUUGAGAAUGUCACAGCCGGGACACUGAACCUAAAAACAUCUGAAAACACUCUCCAUAUCCGGCCUCUAUACAGGUCAGCGUCAAGCUGCUCCUGCACAGCCGCUUGUAAUGAUUAGUAUCAUGGAGAACUUGUCCGGAAAGCCAAAUACUUCUGAUCUGUGUUAAGGCAUAGCUGCAUGUGUACAUUACAGUAACCUAAACAACAACCUUAAGGGUAACCAGACAGUGAAAGAGGAGCUGUGGAGUGCUUUCAUGGCUGGAAAACUUUAAUUACAGCAGCCUGUAGUUAAGGUUUUUUUUAUGGUGGCAGGAGGGGAAUGUGAUUUGAGUCUAUAUUAAGAAGAUAGAAAUGAUUGUGUGAGAUGUCGAAUGUUUUAUAGAAGAUUGUUUUAAUAAAAAAGAAAACUAAGUUA
This is a messenger RNA of Labrus mixtus (cuckoo wrasse), 4245 nucleotides long. RefSeq names its product ankyrin repeat domain 24 (gene ankrd24). The record is from RefSeq and is a predicted model, not a curated record. Lineage: Eukaryota; Metazoa; Chordata; Actinopteri; Labriformes; Labridae. The transcript has 21 exons. Gene Ontology annotation, molecular function: actin binding. Bases 545 to 3859 code for a protein of 1104 amino acids.